UGGCGGGAAAGCGGCGCCCCGGCACUUAAGGGACGCUGAGGGGUGGCGGCUUGCUCCGCUAUGGACGCGGCCGAGGUGGAGUUUCUGGCGGAGAAGGAGCUGGUGACCAUUAUCCCGAACUUCAGUCUGGACAAGAUCUACCUCAUCGGGGGCGACCUGGGGCCCUUUAACCCUGGCCUGCCGGUGCAAGUGCCUCUGUGGCUGGCGAUUAACCUGAAGCAAAGACAGAAGUGCCGGCUGCUUCCCCCGGAGUGGAUGGAUGUGGAAAAGUUGGAGAAGAUUAGGGAUCAUGAACGAAUGGAAGAAACUUUUACCCCUAUGCCUAGCCCUUACUACAUGGAACUGACCAAACUCCUGUUAAAUCAUGCUUCAGACAACAUUCCAAAAGCAGAUGAGAUCCGCACCCUGAUCAAGGAUGUGUGGGACACUCGCAUAGCCAAACUGCGGGUGUCUGCUGACAGCUUUGUGAGGCAGCAGGAGGCACAUGCGAAGCUGGAUAAUUUGACCUUGAUGGAGAUCAACACCAGCGGGGCAUUCCUCACACAAGCUCUCAAUCACAUGUACAAACUCCGUACAAACCUGCAACCUUCUGAAAGUGCCCAGUCUCAGGACUUCUAGAGAAUGACCUUUGAUUUGUAAAGGCCUUGUGUCUCCUGGCAUGAGGCUUACCGGGUAAUGUGUGAGUGCUCAGGACAUGUUAGAGGUACUCAGUGCUGGGUUUCUAGAACCAUUUGAAUGUAAGAAAAACGUGCAAUGAAGCAAGGAAUGGAUUGAUAACAUUGUUGGAAAGCAACAGGUUAUGUUUAGUUCUUAAGAUAUUCAUUAAUUCCACAUCUGUCUCUAGAGGCCAACUGCUCCUUUAUGGAGGAAAGAAAAAGCUUCAGCAAACAAGCCAUUCUCCCUAGCACGGUCUCAGGUCUCCUGCACGGAACUGUUAUGUGUGGGUGAAUGUUCAGUGAUGUUCAUGUUGCUUUGAAAAGACAGAUACAAAUGGUGAUGGGGCCCUAGGACUUUGUUGUUUUGAUAUGGAUCUUUCUGGCUGAAUUUAAAUCUAGAGAUUGCUCACAUAGAGGAGGAUGGCAGAUGGUGGCUUGUGAUGCCGACAGGGGUUGAUCUCAGCCAGGGGUGGGGAACCUUUUUUCUGCCAAGGGCCGUUUGAAUAUUUAUAUCAUC
Molecule: messenger RNA, 1173 nt
Organism: Myotis davidii
Lineage: Eukaryota; Metazoa; Chordata; Mammalia; Chiroptera; Vespertilionidae
Gene: GINS2
Product: GINS complex subunit 2 (Psf2 homolog)
Exons: 5
Coding region: 61-618 (185 amino acids)
Biological process (GO): double-strand break repair via break-induced replication; DNA replication
Cellular component (GO): GINS complex; nucleus
Source: RefSeq, a predicted model, not a curated record